AUGGCAACAGUUUCCAAUGGCAACGAAUACGAUUUCAUCGUCGUCGGCGGCGGCACUGCUGGUAAUGCGGUAGCCGGCCGUCUCGCCGAAAACCCAAAGGUCCGCGUCCUCGUUGUAGAAGCCGGCGCUCCCAACCCCGAUCAACUUGAAGCCAUCACCACUCCCUCACAGGCCUUUGGACUCCGAGGGAGCAAACACGACUGGGCUUACAAGUCAACCAUGAUCAAACGCGAUGAUUAUGAGCGAAUCGAAAAGCCCAACACCCGUGGCAAGGUGCUUGGUGGAAGCUCCUGCGCUAACUAUUUCACUUGGAUCCCCGGGUCUCGCGCAACGUUUGACGACUGGCAGGAGUUUGGUGGCCAGGGGUGGAACUGGGACAACUGCGUAGAUUACCUGCGCAAGUGUGCCACGUACCACGAUGACGAGAAGCUGUAUCCGGCUGAACUAAAGAAGAUUGGCACCGGCGGCCCCAUUAAUAUUGCCCAUGCCGAUCUGGUCCCGGAGAUGCAGCCUUUCCGCGAUGCCCUCACCACAGCCUGGGUCUCCAAGGGGGAGCGCCUUACCGAAGACAUUUAUGAGGGUGAGAUGCGGGGCCUUACUCACUGCUGUGACACCAUUUACGACGGCCAGCGCCAAGGAAGUUUCUUGUAUCUCAAAAACAAGCCCAACGUCACCAUUGUCUAUGGGGUUCGCUCCAAGGAGCUCAUCGUCGACCCGUCAACAAACACCUGUGUCGGAGUGACCAUCGUCAGCGAAGCCGCAGCCACUGAGAUAAGUGUCUACGCCAGCCGGGAAGUCAUUCUAUCCCAGGGAGUGUUUGAAACCCCAAAGCUUCUUAUGCUUAGUGGAGUUGGUCCAUCGGCCGAGCUGUCUCGCCAUGGCAUCACUACCAAGGUCAACUCCCCUCAUGUCGGCCAGCACCUUCUCGACCACCCUAUUGUUCCGUUUGUCCUUAAGAUCAAAGAUGGCUAUGGGCUCGAUGAUUAUAUUCUCCGAAAGGGACCUCUUAAUGACCAGGCCGUGGCUUCUUAUAAGCGUGACAAGACCGGCCCUAUCGGCUCUGGGCUGCUGGAACUCGUUGGCUUCCCUCGUAUUGAUGAGCGGCUAAACAAGCACGAAAGCUACCGCGAGGCAAAGGCUGCCAACGGAGGCCUCGACCCCUUUGGGCCUGCUGGGCAGCCUCACUUCGAGCUCGACUUUGUUGGCAUGUUUAGCACUGCCUUUCAGUGGCAUUACCCCGUCCCAGAGGAGGGCAGCUACAUGACUGUCAUUGUUGACCUUUUGCGCCCGCUUUCCGAGGGUGAGGUCACCUUGAACAGCCCGAGCGCCCUUGUCCAGCCGAACAUCAAUCUCAACUUCUUCGCUAAUGACCUGGAUAUCCUGGCUAUGCGCGAGGGCGUGCGCUGGACUUAUGAUCUCUUGACCACGGGAGAAGGGUUCAAGGACAUUGUUGUCUCAGAGUAUCCAUGGAAGAUGCCUCUUCAUUCUGAUGAGGAGAUGAAGAGAGCCGUCUUGGACAGGAGUCAGACUGGGUUCCAUCCCUGCGGAACUGCCCGUCUGUCAAAGAGCAUCCACCAGGGUGUAGUCGACCCCGAGCUCCGCGUACAUGGCGUCAAGAACCUGCGCAUCGCUGAUGCCUCCGUGAUUCCCGUUAUUCCUGAUUGCCGCAUCCAGAAUUCGGUCUACAUGAUCGGCGAGAGAGCUGCCGAUAUGAUCAAGGCCGCACACAAAGAUUUGUAUGAGGCACAGAACAUCCCCUACUUUGUCCAAAGCAGACUGUAG
Molecule: messenger RNA, 1782 nt
Organism: Metarhizium brunneum ARSEF 3297
Lineage: Eukaryota; Fungi; Ascomycota; Sordariomycetes; Hypocreales; Clavicipitaceae
Gene: pdh3
Product: Pyranose dehydrogenase 3
Molecular function (GO): flavin adenine dinucleotide binding; oxidoreductase activity, acting on CH-OH group of donors
Source: RefSeq, a predicted model, not a curated record